AGCAAACGAUUCCUCCGUUUCUCUUCCUGCAGACGUUCGAUCAUCUUUGUCAUCCCCAGACAGGGACACCUAGCAAUGGCGAGUAGCCUCAGGAUGGCCUUUAUCGCCAUCGCUCUCGCAGCCACCACGCUCCUCUUCGCCACCCCACGAGCUCAAGCAUGGGAUGCGGACAUGGUGCCGGUGGGGGCGCCUGAGCACGCGCUGACGGCGAUCCCGGGCGGCGGCGCGGGGACGUUGGCAGCGGGAGCGCCAGCGUGCCUCCAGUGCCGGUGCUGCUCCAAGUCGAACCCGGGCAGCUGCCAGAUCACGAGCUGCUGCUCCACCUUCAACUGCGAUCCCAGCGGCAAGUGCAACCUCGUGCAACAAAAGUGCGGCUGCAACGGCUGCUAAUCGGCCAGUCAUCACCGUGCUAGCUGCCUCCAUGUCAAAUUUCUCUGUGGAGCCGCCAAGUGUUUUCUUUGUUCCAUUUUGUUUUUCUUAGGAAAAUUCCCAUAUAUUUUGUGUACUGCCAAAUGGGAUUGUUCCAUCGUACUUUUCGCGGGCCACAAAUGUGGCAGAGAUAUUACUAGGUUACUCGGCCUAUAUAGAGGCCGGCAAUGGUGUAAUGUGUUUGGAAGAAUUCCUACCAUUAUUUUCAAACU
Molecule: messenger RNA, 641 nt
Organism: Hordeum vulgare subsp. vulgare (domesticated barley)
Lineage: Eukaryota; Viridiplantae; Streptophyta; Magnoliopsida; Poales; Poaceae
Exons: 2
Coding region: 76-390 (104 amino acids)
Source: RefSeq, a predicted model, not a curated record